CUCCAACCGCACCACCGAGGACGCGCUCUCCGCGCUCUUCAACGACCUCAACUGGUGGUCGCGACUGCGGGAGGUGACGCUGCUGCUGAUGCGGCCGCCCGGCGGCAGCAGCGGGCUGUUCGGACCCGGGUUGGGUUUCGGAGCGCUGCGGGGGUUGGCUGCGCUGGGGCGGCUGCGAGGGCUGGUGACGGAGGGGUGCGAGGCGGGUGCGGUGAUGGCGGCGGCGGCUAGCUGCCCACACCUCACCAAGCUGGUCCUGCGCUCCCGCGACUCCCCACUCGGCACUCCCUGCGGCGCGGGGGACCGAUCCCUG
Messenger RNA from Astrephomene gubernaculifera, 313 nucleotides. NCBI's taxonomy places the organism in Eukaryota, Viridiplantae, Chlorophyta, Chlorophyceae, Chlamydomonadales, Astrephomenaceae. The record is from the annotation of a GenBank genome assembly.